CCCCGGAAGCACUUUUAGAACAAUAAAUGGAGAAGCGUCAAGAGACCGUCGGCUUCGCAGUAACUGCUCACCUAGAUACUGUGAAGCGCGAACCAAAUCCGCGGGCAAACAAAGCAAACACUCGACGCGGGGUUAUCGACUUGGUGUAACUAGAGAAUCUUACUUAGAAUUGUGCUGCCUCGCCCCCUUUUCUGUCCGUCAUUAACCGUCAUCAACGGAGGUUUACUUCUCUUUUCCAUUCUUCCCAGCCCGGUUCGACUGUGCUUCUCAAAUAUGGCGACUACCGUCAAGCGUGCGGACUUCGAGGCGGUCUUCCCCUCGUUGGUGGAGGACCUCAAGGAGGCUGCGAAGAAGUACAAUGUGCCGGAGAACGCUCUCCAGUGGUUUGAGAAGUCCCUCAAUGUCAACACUCCUGGCGGCAAGCUGAACCGUGGUCUCUCCGUUCCGGAUACCGGCCUGGCUCUUCUCAAGAAGCCCCUGACAGACGAGCAGUUCAAGCACCUCAGCAUGCUGGGCUGGCUCACGGAGCUUCUGCAGGCCUUCUUCCUCGUUAGUGACGACAUCAUGGACAGCUCCAUCACUCGACGUGGCCAGCCCUGUUGGUACCGCCAGGAGGGCGUGGGCAUGAUCGCAAUCAACGACGCUUUCAUGCUGGAAUCCGGUAUCUACAUCAUUCUCAAGAAACAUUUCCGUUCGCACCCCGCGUACGUCGAUCUUGUGGAGCUCUUCCAUGAGACCACCUGGCAGACCGAGCUGGGUCAGCUGUGCGACCUGAUCACCGCCCCAGAGGACAAUGUCAACCUGGACAACUUCUCCAUGGAGAAGUACAUGUUCAUCGUGACCUACAAGACUGCUUAUUACAGCUUCUACCUUCCCGUGGCCCUGGCUUUGCACUACCUCCAACUUGCGACGGAGGAGAACCUCCGCCAGGCUCACGAUAUCCUCAUCCCUCUUGGCCAGUAUUUCCAGAUCCAGGACGACUACCUGGAUGCCUUCGGUGACCCAGCAGUCAUUGGAAAGAUCGGUACUGAUAUUCAGGAUAACAAGUGCUCGUGGCUGAUCAAUCAGGCACUGCAGAGAGCCACACCCGAGCAGCGCAAGACGCUCGACGCCGCCUACGGUCGCAAGGACCGUGAGCUCGAAGCCAAAGUCAAGACCAUCUUCAAUGAGCUGCAGCUGGAGCAGGUGUACAAGGACUAUGAGGAGAAGACUGUUGGCGACCUGCGGGCCAAGAUCGCCGCCGUGGACGAGACUCAAGGCCUCAAGAAGGAAGUUUUUGAGGCAUUCCUCGCCAAGAUCUACAAGCGCAGCAAGUAAGCGGUUGCUGUCAAUGCUUGCUAAAUUAUACAUUCUGCCUGGCAUCAAUUUAUCUUCUAUGUUUGAUAUUUCACUUUUCAGAAAGAUAUCCCUGCCGGCAAAGCAUUCCAUUCUCUGUGAGAUAUUCCCCAUACAGUUGU
Messenger RNA from Paecilomyces variotii, 1457 nucleotides. RefSeq names its product isoprenoid synthase domain-containing protein. Gene Ontology annotation, biological process: trans, trans-farnesyl diphosphate biosynthetic process. Lineage: Eukaryota; Fungi; Ascomycota; Eurotiomycetes; Eurotiales; Thermoascaceae. The transcript has 2 exons. Gene Ontology annotation, cellular component: cytoplasm. Bases 274 to 1317 code for a protein of 347 amino acids. The record is from RefSeq and is a predicted model, not a curated record. Gene Ontology annotation, molecular function: (2E,6E)-farnesyl diphosphate synthase activity; dimethylallyltranstransferase activity.